AUGUGGUUGUUUGGACCCCCCCACCAACCGAACGCCGAACCCCCCGGCGAACUGUGGAAACCCUCCUGCCCUCCUUUGGUACUUGCCCCCGAUUUGUUCCUCGCGCAGGGUGCGCUGCAACGGGGGGAGCUGCGCACUGCCCGACCCGAGCCCCCAAGCCCCUUCGAUCUCUCCUUCCCUCGCCGCGCCUACCACGGCUCGCGCUCUUUACCCUGCCUGUUGCGCGCACCUGCACUGGCGACCGGUCCCAGCCAGCCAGCCAGCCAGCCAGGAGGCCAGCUUGUUCGCCGCUGGAUUGGACCAUCCAAGAACCCUCAUCGAUAUCGCUACGUCGCCACUACUUGUCUGAUCACCCCUCCUACCCAACCGACUCCCUCGACAACAAUCGCGCAGCAUGUCGUCGCAGCCAUCCCCGUGCUAGCCAUGACCUCCCGGACCCCGAUGGGCGUCCAGCCGCGACCGCCCCAGCAGCGAACCCUGAGCAGCUCGGGCUUGACGGUCCAACGGCCUCCUCACCAGCGCACCCUCUCUGCCCAGUAUCUGCCGCCGUCGCCCGUCCGAAAGGAGCCCAGCAAUCUCAUCGACCUGACCGGCGACUCGAACGAUGUCGCCGUUGCGCAGAACCGAUAUGGCACCGUGCCGAGGAGGGGAGGCUCCCGCCUCAAGCUCGAGCUCUCCAACGAUUCCACUCUCUUCCAGCCCGCCACCGAAAGCCCCCAGAACCUCACGCCCUCACGCCUCGUCCCCAAGAACGACGCAUCGAGCCUCGCCGACACGAACUCGCCCGCCUCUACCAGAGCCGGCCCGCUCGACAACGACAACCCGCCCAUGCCUAUGCCCAAACGCCGCCCGAGGUUUGCGCUGCCGACGCCACCCAAAGACACGAAGCCUGCCGUCAUAGCCACGAAGAAGGAUGGUCGUCCGAAACCAUACAGCGCCGAGAUACCACCCGACGCCCCACGAUAUGCCCCGCUGAACCGCCCCAAGGCGGAUGCGACCAAAGUCGGGUACGGUGCUUCGGCCACCGCAAAGGAGUCCCAUGACAUGGGCAAUGCGGACUUCUUCUCGUGGACUGGCAACCACCCAGAGGACCGUCUGUCCGAUGCUGUCAUCAAGAAUGGCUACUUCGACAAGGCACCCGUCACCCAAGCCGAGACGACCUCGGCGAAGCCUGCCAUCUUUCCAGCUCUGAAGCACAAGAACGGUCUCAACCUCCUGUCGAGCAUCUUUGUCGGUGUCCUCAACCAGAGGAAACACAACGGACAGGUCGUCGCGCCCUCGGCGUUUAAGCCUCCACCUCGCGUCACCCUUACCGAUACCAAGCGGGAGGUCUGGAUGCGCGAUCUGGCGAACCCGGCCAUCUCGCUUCGUCGACUGAGCCGAACAAUUCCUCACGGAAUCCGCGGCAAGGGUCUUCUCGAUCACUGUCUCAACAAGAAUGUACCCACUGAGCGUGCAGUGUGGCUGGUCCGUUGUGUCGGCGCCAAUGAUUUGAGGACCGUCAAGAGAAAGGGCGUAAACGGUACAGUCGUCAUGGGCGGCGAGGCCAAGUGGUUAAAGGACUGGACCCUCUAUGUCGAGCAAUUUGUUGAGAGCGUCGCAUCUGCUUUUGGAGAGGUUGACUGGAAGGCCAGGGUGCAGUAUGCCAUACGUCUGGCUACACACCUGUACGCCGAACACCUAGUCGACCGCGAUCAUUACAUGGACUGGCUGGUCGGCGGCCUCGAAAACAGCACCCAGUCGAAGCUACCCAUGUGGAUCUUGAUCAGUCAGAUAUAUUGGAAGGACCUGCUUCGCCUUCGCAGACACGGCCGCCGCUUAGCGAAUGCUCUACUCAGCCACCUCACCACGAUCCAGAGCGACCCCGAUCGCGACAUUCUAGCGCAGCUCUCCACCAAGCUCACCUCACUCCUACUGCCCUUACUCUCUUCUUACCCAGACAACUUCUUAUCACCCACGACGUGGCUUCGCUGUCGAGAAACCCUGCUUGCGUCUAUUCCCAUAGAUAACGAUGCCGUUCUGAGCGCCUACAAAGCCCUCAACUCACGAAACGAGGUACUCAUUGCCUCAAGUGGCAAGUCUCAACCGGCGAACCGCCAGAUCCUGAUUAAACAGCUCGACACGACAUUCCAGACAUUAUAUACAAACGAAUUGGCAUCAAGUUGCUGGAAUGUCAGCGAGGACAAGCGUAUGAUUGUGAGAACCGUCCUUGAAUGGUCGACCUCUUUUUAUCGUCCUGGACAAGCCAGAAUCUAUGUUGCUGCCAGCUUGCUCCGCGCCUGGGCCUCUACCGGUGUCGAUAUCACCACGGCGAUCCUUGAGUCCAUCGGCGCUGCACCUCCCCAGGGGACAACCCCCAAGCGGUUGUUCUACCAGCUUAUUUCUGAACUUGUCAGAACUGGCCAGUUCAACGUUCGAGAGUACGUCGUCUGGCUCAUGGGUCGCGGGGGGAUGACGUCUUCCCUCGAUACCGAACCCGAUGCUCCCUGCUCUACGAGACUGCUCAUCGACUUGCCGCUGAGCGCGCUUAGCUCGUCAUUCAUCGCAACCCGCGCAAAUUUGCUGCGACGUGCGGCAUUCGAUGUGGCAGAAGAAGCCAGGGAUAUCGAUGCCGCGUGGAAUUUUAUCCGUCACGCUCUCGGUCUUUCGUCCGACGCGGAGAUAUCACCAGCACAAAGGAGACCGAUGCCGCUGGCCAAGAUAUGCCGUGCCGUCAGCAACAGCAGCCGGGCGUUGCAGACUGAGGUCGGCGCACGACUUUUACAGAUCUUUCAGACGGACGACUACGAAUCCAGCUCCGACGUUCAUCUUUCUCCGACGGCGUUCAACCACGCUCGGUCCAUACUGGAGGCAGCCAAGGAUUUCACGACCAUGGCCGAGAUGAUCAAGUUGACCAGUAGGUUCCCUGAUGCGGACAUACUGGCCUCGUGCGCCGACACAGUCAACGUUCAUCUGCCUACCUUCGCAGCAAUGAAUGUGGCGCGGAAUCUCUGCGAUCUGCUACUCGAGAGAAUGAAGAUUGUCAACGACGAGCAAGGAGUUCGAGUCAGACCGCUGCUAGUGGCAUUGGGAGCCCUGACCGCCAGGCUCCCCGGCCUGGCCAACACGUCAGCACACCUUCGAAAGGAGCUCCAACAGAUCGAUCAAAGCACGGCGAUCGACGCUUGCUCACCAGUCUCGGACAACAUGGCUGCGCGCCUCCAGGAUGCGGAGGGCGAGCUGAACGACGAGAUUGAAAGGCUACUUACUGGCGGCACGAGCCUCGACCGUCCCACCAUGGACCGACUUUUCCACACCGUCGUCACGCGUAUCGAGGGUAGUUGGGUGAAGGACUCGGAGAAGCAGCAUGCCUACAGUGCUCUCCUGGCCAGGCUUCGUAUCUUUGACACUCAGCACUUUGAUGUCCGCAUGACAGAUUGGGUCCACCAUGUCAGCAUCAUGAAGACACGACCAACCCUUUUCGACAUUUAUCCCUUCCUCAUCAGCCUUGGCUGCUUGGGGCUGUCUACCAUCAUGACAACAACGACAAUCGAUCCCAGCAAAGUAGUCGGAGGUCAAGUUGGUUGCACGUCAACAUACAUGCAAGAGGUCCUCCAGCUCGUCGUCAGUCCCUUACCGCCUAAAAACGCCCUUUCACAGGAAGAAGCAUAUCGCUUCUAUGUACAGCAGCGGGUGGCACCACAGCAAUAUCACAGGGAGCUGGCUGUGCUUAUCAGGAAUUCUCUCAUUGAGUUUUCCAAGCUGCAAAAUUCCGAAGUGUCAACAAGUGCCCCUUUGGCUCGGCAAGAUCUUCGGGACGAUGUUUUGGAUCUGCUACGACUUCUUGUGCUGAACGAUUCUCCGACCACCGUGCAAAUUCUGGGCACCAAGCUUGCAGACUCGCCGCUGAGCGACGUGCUUGCUAGUAUCACCACAAGGCUGCUGGCGCCGACUCGGGAUCCGAAUGAUCCUAUGACGUUCGAAACGGUGCUGGAGCUCGCCAACGACUUUACGCUCCCGUUCUGCCAGUUGAAACUGUCGAUAGGCCUGGCAGCGAGCAAAGCGGGUGGCAGCAGUGGAGACGAACAGCCUGCGUCUCACGUUGAUAUGUUGUCCAAAGCCCUGGACCAGGCCGUGGAGACGAAAAAUAUGAUGUGGACGAGUGUGCUGCCUUAUCUGAGCGAGGAAAUCACAGAUCAUCUCAAGCGGCAGGCUCAGACGAGGCUCUUCAGCCUAGUACCAUCGCUCAAGACUAUGUCGACUGCUGGGGAUUCAUCCGAGGACAUGAUUCGACUAUCCGAAAGUCUUCUAUCGGUCGUUGAGGCUAUCAUUCGUGGGCGGCCAGCACUGAAGGCUACUCAACUCAACAUGUCCAUGGUAGAUAAGUUGACGGAGCUUUGGGAGUUGCUGGCGGCCACGGAAUUAAUUGGGACGGACUUGAGGAUGGCGAUUAUCGAGCACUGGCUGCCCCUCUUGUUGAAGUUCAUCACACUUCACACGACGGCGAACGAGCCGGUGUUGUCGCCCACGCAGCCAGCCAGCAUGAAACCGCCUACAACGGCGGCCGCCAAUGAUGUUCGCGCACGCAUGCUCGUCGUGCUGUCCGGCAUCAUGCUUGAGCUUGAUAACAUCAGCUGUGAGGAAGCAAGGUCUGGUCGACAACUACGACAGACGACUUUCGACCUCGCCCUAUUCCUCGUUGAUCAUUUACCCGAAGAGUCACGCCUGCAGUGCGUGCGCGCCAUCCUUAUCGGAGGCUCACUUCAAGCUCCGGUUACGUCCGACGCUGGGAUACGAUAUCUUUUCAGCUACGCCGCGCCUUGGAUGGAGCAAUUCAUGCUCGCCCAUCGACAGACGCCGACGCCACCGUCAAAUGGACCGCCCAGACCGAAGAUCCCCAUUAGCGUGCAGGGUUCUGCGAGGCUGACACCGUACAUAUUCCGACGAUGGGAAUUACUGAGUGAGCCGUCGCCGAUUGUGGGCGAAAACGACACGGCUUUGAGCUUGUCUCUGUUCGAAGCCAUCAAAAUACAAUGA
Verticillium dahliae VdLs.17 is the source of this 5016-nucleotide messenger RNA. RefSeq lists its product as uncharacterized. Gene Ontology annotation, biological process: regulation of transcription by RNA polymerase II. NCBI's taxonomy places the organism in Eukaryota, Fungi, Ascomycota, Sordariomycetes, Glomerellales, Plectosphaerellaceae. Gene Ontology annotation, cellular component: mediator complex. The coding region runs from base 1 to 5016 and encodes 1671 amino acids. The record is from RefSeq and is a predicted model, not a curated record. The transcript is spliced from 4 exons. Gene Ontology annotation, molecular function: transcription coregulator activity.